Molecule: messenger RNA, 7164 nt
Organism: Engraulis encrasicolus (European anchovy)
Lineage: Eukaryota; Metazoa; Chordata; Actinopteri; Clupeiformes; Engraulidae
Gene: slc12a7b
Product: solute carrier family 12 member 7b
Exons: 26
Coding region: 1029-4439 (1136 amino acids)
Biological process (GO): chloride transmembrane transport; potassium ion import across plasma membrane; chemical synaptic transmission
Cellular component (GO): plasma membrane
Molecular function (GO): potassium:chloride symporter activity
Source: RefSeq, a predicted model, not a curated record
UGCGUGUGCGCGUGUGUGCGUGUGUGCGUGUGUGUGUGCGUGCGCACAGGGCCGCUGACAGUUUUUCCUGGGCCCAGGACAAAGUCAUCUGAAAGGGCUGUUUACCCAAUACAUGCAGUGUAACCGACAGCCAAUUCUGGGCCCACUGUCUCCCUGGGCCUGGGGCAGCAUACCUGUUUGUCCCCCCUGUCGGCAGGCGUGUGCGUGUGCGUAUGCGCGUGCUUGCAUGCACGCGUGGUGCGUGUGUUAUGUAUACUGUAUGCCAGACAGUUCCUGCCACUGUCUGUCUAGAGGAAGUUUAUUUCCACUGAAGGUGUGGUCCUGUCAGUGUAUAAGAAAGGCACUUAAACCAAUCAAUUGAGUUGUUUCCCUGUAGUGUCAAGAGGGUGUGUGUGUGUGUGUGUGUGUGUGCGCGUGUGCGUGUGCGCGUGCGCGUGCGCGUGUCCACAAUUGUUGCCUCUUCGUAGGAAGUCACUCUUCAGUAUCCAGCUCGUGUGUGUGUGUGUGUGUGUGUGCGUGCAUGUGUGUGUGCAUAUGUGUUUUUCUCCGCAUGCUUUGCGUAUGGUGUUUUGAAGGGAGGCUGGCCCGCUUGACAAGGCGGAGCCCCACACGGACACACACUCUCCAUAUUAGGGCAUGGGCUGGUCACAUGAGACACACGGUCUCUCCGCCAGAUAGACAAGAGAAACGGGGAACUUCACACAGUGAGAGAGGGAGAGAGAGAGUGGGAUAGAGAGAAAAAGAGAGAGAGAGAUAGAGAGGGAGGGAAAGAGAGAAAGAGAGAGACAGUGGGUGAGAGAGAGAGAGAGAGAGAGAGAGAGAGAGAGAGAGAGAGAGAGAGAGUCCACCACACCACACCACACAAGAAGAGGCAGGCAGAGGGAGAUAAGAGUGCUUGCAGCCGAGGGGACUUUUGGGAGACGUGGUCAGUCAGUCACACACACUCUCUCUCACACACACACACACACACACACUCACACACAGGCACAAGCACAUAGUCAAGGCUCCAAGGCUUCUGCCUGAGGGCUAUGAGAAUGCCCACCAGCUUCACUGUAGUUCCGGUGGAGGAUGGCGCCAAGUCGUCCCGCGCUCGCGACGACUCGGACGACAACAACGUGUUGCGGGAGGAGGACGAGGAAGGCCCAGGUGAUGGCAACCCAAAAGAGAGCAGCCCGUUCAUCAACAACACUGACAAUGACAAAGGCACGCUGUACGAUGGCAAAAACAUGGCCCUCUUUGAGGAGGAGAUGGACAGUAACCCCAUGGUGUCGUCGUUGCUUAGCAACCUGGCCAACUACACCAACCUCACGCAGGGGGUGCGGGAGCACGAGGAGGCCGACGAGGAGGAGGGGGCCAAGAAGAAGGCCGUCAAGAGUCCCCAGAUGGGCACCUUCAUCGGCGUGUACCUGCCGUGCCUGCAGAACAUCCUGGGCGUCAUCCUCUUCCUGCGCAUGACCUGGAUCGUGGGCACCGCCGGCAUCCUCGAGUCCUUCAUCAUCGUCGCCAUGUGCUGCACCUGCACAAUGUUGACAGCGAUAUCAAUGAGUGCCAUUGCAACUAAUGGGGUUGUGCCAGCCGGUGGGUCUUACUACAUGAUCUCCCGAUCGCUGGGGCCAGAGUUUGGUGGUGCGGUGGGGCUCUGCUUUUAUCUGGGUACCACCUUCGCAGGAGCCAUGUACAUCCUGGGUACCAUAGAAAUUUUAAUAACGUACAUAGUGCCUACGGCGGCCAUUUUCAAGGCGGAGACGAAGGAGGAGGAGCCAGCGGCACUGCUGAACAACAUGCGCGUGUACGGCACGUGCUGCCUGGCUCUGAUGGCCUUGGUGGUCUUCGUAGGCGUCAAGUAUGUCAACAAGCUGGCGCUGGUCUUCCUGGCCUGCGUGGUGCUCUCCAUCCUCGCCAUCUACGCCGGCGUCAUCAAGACCAUCUUUGACCCGCCAGACUUCCCAAUCUGCCUGUUGGGGAACCGUUCCCUGCAGAACCACAACUUCGACAAGUGCUUGAAGACGGAGGAGAUCGACAACGAGACGGUCCCCACGAAGCUGUGGGGUCUCUUCUGUGACAGUCAGUACCUCAAUGCCACCUGCAACGACUACUUCCGGGACAACGAGGUCACUCAGAUACAGGGCAUCCCAGGACUGCUGAGCGGCGUCAUAUCAGAGAACAUGUGGUCGACGUAUGGCCCUUCCGGUAUGCUGGUGGAGAAGAUGGAUUUCCCAUCCAAGCCGGCGAGUAACACCUCUAUGGAUGCCUACUUGCCCUACGUAGCGAACGACAUCGCCACCUUCUUCACCCUGCUCGUGGGAAUCUACUUCCCCUCCGUCACGGGUAUCAUGGCGGGAUCGAACAGAUCAGGUGACCUGAGAGACGCCCAGAAGUCUAUUCCCGUCGGAACCAUACUCGCCAUAGCAACCACCACCUUCAUCUACCUGUCCUGUGUAGUGCUUUUUGGAGCCUGCAUCGACGGAACCGUCCUGCGGGACAAGUUUGGCGAUUCGGUCAAAGGGAACUUGGUGAUUGGCACGUUGUCGUGGCCGUCGCCGUGGGUGAUUGUGAUUGGCUCGUUCUUCUCCUGCUGUGGGGCGGGGCUUCAGAGCUUGACGGGUGCCCCCAGACUGCUGCAGGCCAUCGCACGGGACGGAAUCGUGCCAUUUCUAGAGGUGUUUGGCCAUGGCAAGGCUAACGGUGAGCCCACCUGGGCCCUGCUGCUGACGGCUCUCAUCUGUGAGACAGGCAUCCUCAUCGCAUCCCUGGACGCAGUCGCCCCCAUCCUCUCCAUGUUCUUCUUGAUGUGCUACCUGUUUGUGAAUCUGGCCUGCGCCCUCCAAACUCUACUGCGCACACCCAACUGGAGGCCUCGCUUCAAGUUCUACCACUGGGCGUUGUCGUUCCUGGGUAUGAGUCUGUGUCUGGCUCUCAUGUUCAUCUCCUCCUGGUACUAUGCUCUGGUGGCCAUGAUGAUUGCUGGAUGCAUCUACAAGUACAUUGAGUACAGAGGUGCGGAGAAGGAAUGGGGUGAUGGUAUCCGUGGUAUCUCACUCAACGCUGCCCGCUACGCCCUCAUGCGCCUGGAGGAGGCCGAUCCACACACCAAGAACUGGAGGCCUCAGGUGCUGGUGCUGCUGAACGUGGACUCUGAGAUGGGCGUCAAGCACCCGCGCCUGCUCUCCUUCACCACCCAGCUGAAGGCGGGCAAGGGCCUGACCAUCGUGGGCAACGUACUGGAGGGUACCUACCUGACCAAGGAGAAUGAUUCCAAGAGGGCCGAUGCGAACAUCAAGACAGCCAUGACUGCGGAGAAGACCAAGGGCUUCUGCCACGUGGUGGUGUCGUCCAACCUGCGCGACGGCUUCUCGCACCUGAUCCAGUCGGCCGGCCUGGGGGGCAUGAAGCACAACACCGUCCUCAUGGCCUGGCCCGGCACCUGGAAGCAGUCCAACGACCCAGCGUCCUGGAAGAACUUCAUUGAAACCAUUCGCGAAACCACGGCGGCCCAUCAGGCCUUGCUGGUGGCCAAGAAUGUGGACAGCUUCCCGACCAAUCAGGACAGGCUGGGGGAGGGCACCAUUGACGUGUGGUGGAUCGUCCAUGACGGCGGCCUGCUGAUGCUCCUCCCCUUCCUGCUGAGGCAACACAAGGUCUGGAGGAAGUGCAAGAUGCGCAUUUUCACGGUGGCCCAGAUGGACGACAACAGCAUUCAGAUGAAGAAGGACCUGCAGACUUUCCUGUACCACCUGCGCCUGGACGCCGAGGUGGAGGUGGUGGAGAUGCACGACAGUGAUAUCUCAGCCUUCACCUAUGAGAAGACUCUGGUGAUGGAGCAACGCUCUCAGAUGCUCAAGCAGAUGCAGCUCUCCAGGACAGAGAGGGAGAGAGAGAUUCAGAGCAUCACGGAUGAGUCGCGUCACUCCAUCCGCAGGAAGAACCAGGACGGAGCCAGUGGCUCCACCAGCUCCAGCACCCGCCGGCAGAGUGAGGGUGCUGGGAGGAAGCGGGAGGACGCCAUGGAGGACGAGGCCCAGCUCAUCCACGACCGCAACACAGCAUCACACGCCGCCAUGAACGACAAAGCAGACGCAGCGCCCGAUCGCGUGCACAUGACCUGGACCAAGGAGAAGUUCUUCACCGAGCGCAACCGUCACCGCGGAGGAGAGCCCAAUGCCAACAUGGGCGUGCGCGACCUGUUCAACAUGAAACCAGAGUGGGAGAGUCUCAACCAAUCAAACGUGCGGCGCAUGCACACGGCGGUGAAGCUGAAUGAGGUGGUGGUGAACAAGUCUCAGGGGGCCCACCUGGUGCUCCUCAACAUGCCCGGGCCACCCAAGAACCGCGGAGGAGACGAGAACUACAUGGAGUUUCUGGAGGUCCUGCUGGAGGGUCUCAACCGGGUCCUUUUGGUGAGGGGCGGCGGCCGAGAGGUCAUCACCAUCUACUCCUAAGAAGGUCAAGUUGCCGGCAGUAACCGGCCACCUGCUCUUUCCCCUGGCCACAUCUUUAAAGUUCCGGAAAGAUCGACGGGAGACGGGAGACUAUUUUUCAGUGGUGGCAUUACAGCUGGCAAUGUUUGUUUUUUGAAAAGAGUGGUGGAGGGGGCUUUUUUUUUGGUAGCCCUACCCCCCUUGCCUACCAUAUCCCAGUGGGGUUCUGUUCCAACUGUCAGUGAAGAGGCAGUUGGUAACGUGAGAGCAAACCCCCUUCAGCCGAGGGCCGGAGAGGAAUACGACCAUUUUUACGUUGCCUUUGGCAACAAACUGUUUUGUUUUUGUUUUAUGUUUUGUCCACUUCCUGUCUUGCUGUGAUUGGUUCGUCAACUUCUCUGUCUCCUCAAUGUGUGGAUGUACGUUUGUAUGUACGUAUCUGUGUGUAUGGAUGUACUGGUAUGCCUGUGUAUGUAUGUUUUCAAGCAUUUUCUGUGUGUGCAUUGGUCUGUGAUAGCAACUGUACAUUCAGCAACCCAUGCCAGUGUAUGUAAAGAGGCAUCAUGUCAUGUUACUCUCUCAUUGUUUCUGUUUCUGUUUUCCCCUUGCUUUUAUCUUUAUUUUCUGACCAGCCAAGAGAGAGGUAACAGUGGAAUAGUUUGGUCUUCAGAGUCCCACAGAGACAGUGCUUUAUUGUCAGAGCUGAAAUACAAGAUUGCUUGUUUGUUUAUUUGUUUGUUUUUGUGUAACCUUGACGAUGCGCUACAGUGGGAUAAUCUGGUCUGACCUGCACAGUCUAAAAGAGGUCCAUUCUGCUCUGUCGUUUGUUUCUGCUUUCAGAAGGGGUCACGCCAUGCUUUAUGAAGUGUCUCCGAUUAUUUUGAAACUGUACGUCAUAUGAAGGGAUCGAUUGCUUUAGUUCUUUCUUUUAUUUCAGGGGGAUGCAAUGCUAAAACGUUUUUGCCGAGUUUGCGUGUGUGUGUAUGUGUGUGUAUGUGUGUGUGUGCACGUGCGUGUGUGCAUGCGUGUGUGCAUGUUAUCUAUGAGAGAUGUUAGGUGUCUCUUGUGUAAGGGAUAGGCCGAAAACACGAGAGUAUGAUCGGAAUGUGCAAUAGUAGUUUUUAUUUUUGUGAAGUCACAUGAAUCUAAAUCCAUACCAAUUAUUGUUGACUGAGGUAGUAUGGGAGGCAGUUGCCAAGUAACAGCCGAGUGUGGAGUUGAUUUGGUCCAGCUCCGGACGCUUCCCCCCCCACAAUAUCCCCAUCAGAACCGCAUCUGGGCCACAUCCGUUUCAGUUUGGAUCAGUGCAUCAGCUCUUGCCCAAAUAAGCAAGUGGCCAAUUGGCAGGGGUGGAGUGAGACACUAAAAUCCACCGGGAAUAUUCUGACCACACUGGCCCACUGUGGCAUUAAUUUAAGGCCCGUAAAGGAUGACCCUGAUAUUGGGAGCAUGGUCAUACAAAAGACGGUCUCCUUUUCAAUUUUUAUCCAGCUCACCGGGCAGUGCAACGCUGCCACUGCUACGGACAAACCAUUUGUGGCAUAAAAACAGUCCCUUAAUGGUCGCAGUUUUUGCAUAGUAAAUGGUUUGCUGGUAGUUGCAACAGUGUUAAGCUGUUCUAUUCUUUCACGUGUUUUUAUCCAACACCAUGUACCACUGUGGAAUGGUGCCGUUGCAGAAAUAGCCUAGUCGUGUUCCAAAGCUCAGGCAUCGGCCUUUGUGCUGCUGGUAGAGAGGGAAAUGACCAUGGCCGUGCUUGGGCUGGCGUUGAGGGGGGUAUGGAUGGGGGGGGGCAAUGGGGUUAGGAAAGACGGAUUUGGGGAUGGCUUCCUUCACAUUAUCUGUACCAAAGCAGUCACCUCCAUGUGGAAGAGGAGGAAGUAGCUUACAUAUAGACUUGCAGUACGCAUGACUUGUCGUUUAUCAAUAGGCUGAGGUCAUGAUGAUGAUGAUGAUGAUGAUGCACUAUUUCUUUAGUUUUAUUUGCAGGCCAGGUUGAAAUGUUCACUUUGUCAUGGUCGUCAUAGUUUAUUUUCCACCAGAUUCUUGUUGCAAAAGGUUCCACACAACAUUUCCUUUUUUGCAUGAUGUGUAGCUUUUCUUUUUUGGAUUUAUUUUCUUUUUUUUAAGUUUCAGCUUCAUCUCUCGGACAUUGACUGGAUUCAAUAAAAAAAGCAGGUCAUCGUCAUACUCAAAUGCUAAUAUUCCCAUUUAUAGCGAAUUUACAUUGUGUCUGUAUUGUGGUGUGAAGUUAACUCUGGCAGAUUUUUAAGACAUUUAAUUUUUUCCCCCUUUCUUGGUUACUGAGAAAGCAGUUUGUUUCAGUUUAGUAUCGUCUUUUAUUUUAUCCAGCACUGUUAUGUCGUGAAAGGUUGAGAAGAAGGAAAAAAAUUAUGUUACAUUAUUUUUAGCUUAAAUAUUGAGAUGCUCUGACAAUUGUAAAAUAGGAGAAAAUGUGCCAAACGUUUGGAAAGGAGUAGGAGGAAGUAGGAGGUAUAACUGGAAGCCUCUGCUUUGCCUGUUACUCGCGACUGGAGAAACGGCAAAGCAAUGGGUUGGCUUCUGCUGAAGCCACUGACCUGGGUAUCUGUGGGAGCAACCAGCACAAGCAAAACAUGGCUCAGAAGCAUCAGUCAGAAAAGUUCAAGUGUGUUUGUGAAACCACAUGUAUGUAUGUAUGUAUGCGUGUUUGUGUGUAUGCGCGUGUAAAGAUGCACAACAUUAAAAAAAAGAGGAUAUGAACAGA